This is a messenger RNA of Adineta ricciae, 879 nucleotides long. Lineage: Eukaryota; Metazoa; Rotifera; Eurotatoria; Adinetida; Adinetidae. The record is from the annotation of a GenBank genome assembly.
AUGUUGAGAUCUUUGUCAUUAGUCAAAAUUCUUCGGAAUUGUUCGCUUCAAUCAAUCAGAUACUUUGAGAGUUCAACACAAUCGUCAUCAUUUUCUCCUGAAUCAUCAGCGAAUCCCAUUCCUCAACAAUUACCAUUAAUCGUCAGUCGACAACUUGAAUAUCCUCAUACGCGCUAUCCACCAUUACAAGCAUGGCUUGAAACUCUUGGACAGAAACGUGAUGAUAAAUUAGGUAUUGUUGAUCUACAUCCAUCAAUUUGGCAAACUUCGCCUAGACUGGACAUUCUCUAUGAAAAUAUAGAAUGGCAAAAAACUUAUAAAAAGAUCGAUUGGGCGUACACACCUCCACACCAUGAAUAUCCUAGUAUGAGAGGAAAGCCGUGGCCACAAAAAGGAACUGGUCGAGCAAGACACAAAUCAAAAUUCGAUCCACAAUGGAAAGGUGGUUAUAAAGUUCAUGGACCCAAAGGUCCAACAUCGUUCUUCUAUGUUCUUCCAAAAGAAAAACGUGUCGAAGGUUUGUGUACAGCAUUAACCGUCAAAUUACAUCAGAAUGAUGUCCACUUUGUUGAUUCACUGGAUUUACCGACUCAUCAACCAACAUACCUUCAAGAACUAGCUGAGGAUCGUUUCUGGGGACCAUCCGUGCUUUUCGUUGAUGAUACGGAUAUAAUGCCGCAUAAUAUCAUGUUUGCAAGCGCAAAAACUGAGGGAUUUACAUUGAUGCCAGUUUAUGGUUUGAACGUUUAUAGUAUAUUGAAACAUACAACGUUAGUGUUGACAAUUCGUGCAUUGAAUAAGAUCGAAAAGAAACUGUUACAUGCAUUACAUUCAUGCGACAAUCCAAAGGAUCAACCAGCACCACCGGACGAACCUUGA